AUGGAAAUCGAGCGAACCGCCAAAUCGUGUGUACAAUGCGCACAACAAGCGACAGCACCACCGAAGUUCAGUAGUCACCAUUGGGAGUACCCAUCCAACCCGUGGGAGAGAAUACACAUCGACUACGCUGGAUCCGUAUCAGGAGCGAUGUUAUUGCUGGUAGUUGACGCGUACGGCAAGUGGGUCGAAGUAAAAAUAACGCACUCCACAACAUCUGCCGCCACCAUUGAUCUGCUAGAUGGACUGUUUGCUACGUAUGGUGCGCCAGUAACAGUAGUGUCGGAUAAUGGAACCCAAUUUACAUCCGCCGAGUUUAAAUCGUUCCUUCAAAGAAGUGGUGUAAAAUUCCAUAAACUAUCCGCACCGUACCACCCGGCGACGAAUGGACAAGCUGAACGCUACGUCCAGACAGUGAAGCGUGCAUUGAAAGCGAUGGGAACAUCAAGCCAUAACCUACAGGCAAACCUCAAUCUCUUCUUACAACAAUAUCGCAAAGCACCUCAUAACGAAACAUGA
Molecule: messenger RNA, 516 nt
Organism: Anopheles coluzzii
Lineage: Eukaryota; Metazoa; Arthropoda; Insecta; Diptera; Culicidae
Exons: 1
Coding region: 1-516 (171 amino acids)
Biological process (GO): DNA integration
Molecular function (GO): nucleic acid binding
Source: RefSeq, a predicted model, not a curated record